AUGGGCCAAAACGCCAGCGCAACCAAAACUCAGGCUACUUACAAACAAACGUUGCCAAAGAGCCGGAUCAAAGAACUUUUUCAAACAAGAGCUUUGCAAACUCUAAGCGCGAGAGAGUUGGCUCUGAUUGCUUCCAAACUCAAUAUCGCCUCUUUCAACGAUUCACAUGUGGUAACUUUGACAGAUCUAGCCUAUCUCCUUCAACUAAGUAACGAUAAGGAAAAGAAUGUACUGUCAAUCCAUGAAGAUUUUGCUUGCGUUGUUCGUAUCCUCUACGAUUCCUUGACUAUUUUGGGUAAUCUACCAUUCUUGGGGGACAGUCUUGAAGCUGAUGACAACAGCCAGCUUACUCUUAAAAGUUUGAUCGUUGCUUCCGCUGUACACACGGGUAGAAUCAAUUCGUUCUGGAAUGAUGCGGAAUACCUAAAAUUGCUAUUCAUCUCCUUAUCAUUUCCACCCACGAAACAGUCUUCAGAAAAAGCUGCUGAAAAAUGGGAGCAGGUCAACGAAGACUCUGCCGAGCUAUCUUUUCGUACGGUUCCAGAUGAGAAAGACUCUUCUGCCCAAAUUGCUUUGAAAAUCAAAUGGGCUGACUUUGAGCAUCUAACUACGUAUGACGAUUUGGAUGUGGAAUGUUUACGAGUGCCUGCCGACAAUAUGGUGAAGUUAAUCACACUUCUCCUACUUGUACGAUCAGUACGGUUACAGUCUCACGAUAAAAUGCAAUUUCUUCUUCAAGAAAGAAUAGAAAAGUGCUGGAACAAAUUUGAAGGUGCGGCUCUUUCACUUGUUCGUUUUAUGAACGUUGAUGUGAAUGCUCUGAAUAUGAAUUCUAAAUGCAUCACCUACGAGCAGUUCAACUCGGGAGUUGUUAAUGGCUUUCUCAAUCUUUUUACAGAUGUGUUUAGGCGCUUGUUUGAGAAUGGCUUUUUGGGCCUGAUCGUAGCGGAUCCAAAGGCACCCCAACCCUUAAAUGAAAACAUAGAGGCCACAGCCACAGAGAAAGAGUCGAAGGCAGCAGCCGACAAAAAACAGGAGAGGAUUAAAAAAGCAUACAAUUUCGAAGAAACACGACUUGUGAAUGAUGCAUCGUUGGCUCUCAUAGCAACAGCAUUACAGGCGUCCGGGAUUAAUGAAGAAAUUUCUCGAGAAACUGUCGUGGAGCUCUAUAAUGGAGCACACGCUGGCUUUUCCAUCCGCUCGCUUGAGCUGAAAAUUUUUAAGUGGCAGGCACCUACGAUAUUUCUUAUUUCGGGAAAGCGCCUAAGAAGUAAGACAAUCGCACAGAAUAAGAGAUAUCAGCAGUUUGAAGACAUGUUCCCCAGAUUCUUCCGGUCAACGGAAAAUCCAAGAAAAGCGUGGCAAACAGACUCAGACAAAAUCACAUACGCAGUUUACGUGGAAGAGCCUUGGCGAAACUCAAACAAAUCGAAUUUUGGAAACGAAUUGACCACAAUCGUCAACCUUCUGCCCAGAUACGAUAUUUACACCAGCAAGCAUGAUCCUGUAAUAAAAGGAAUGCUGGUUUAUUUCAACAACCUUGGAAUGGGGAUUGGCUUUGGCAAUGAUCAGCCGAUAAACAAAAAUAAUGUCCGCCGCAUUAUUCCAGGCAAAGUAUCACUCACUGUGGAGGCUAAUUUGGAAUUCGCCGUCUUCAGGCACAUUUUCAAUUCAUCCGCAAACACUUCAGCAUUCUUCAAUUUCUCUCGACAGGAGGCUGCAAGAAAUGAAGACUACGAGGAUAGAUUUAUGAUCACGGAUUUGGAGGUUUGGGGCAUAGGAUCUACUAAAGAGUUGGAGGAGCAAAAAAAGCAAUGGGAAUGGGAAGAGAAGCAAGCGCAGGCGCGACAAAGCGUCAAUGUCGGAACUCUACUGGAAGACCGAGCACUUCUCGAAAUGGCUGGUCUUAUAGGUAAUCAUGGAUCAGGGGGAUCCGUUUAA
Clavispora lusitaniae ATCC 42720 is the source of this 1941-nucleotide messenger RNA. Its product is annotated as TLD domain-containing protein. The record is from RefSeq and is a predicted model, not a curated record. Lineage: Eukaryota; Fungi; Ascomycota; Pichiomycetes; Serinales; Metschnikowiaceae.